Molecule: messenger RNA, 1429 nt
Organism: Hydractinia symbiolongicarpus
Lineage: Eukaryota; Metazoa; Cnidaria; Hydrozoa; Anthoathecata; Hydractiniidae
Exons: 9
Coding region: 15-1388 (457 amino acids)
Source: RefSeq, a predicted model, not a curated record
AGGCAAAACUAAUCAUGCGAUUGCUGUGGCUUGUUGCUGUGCUGUGUCUCUGGUGUGCAUACGCAGAAGAAAAAGCUGGCACUACUUGGAAUCGGAUAUAUGGCGGAUUAAAAGUUGUGUCGACCGGCCAAGCAGGUGUGUGGGGCGUAAACAAACACAACUAUAUUUACUUCAGACACGGAACAUAUUUACAUGGACCAAUAUCACGAUAUCCUUCGACAGAUUCCAAGUGGACGCGUAUUAGUGGUGGCUUAAAGGAAAUUAGCUCAGGCUACGAUAUUGUAUGGGGCGUAAACAGACACGAUCAUAUAUUCGUGAGAAGAGGUAUUUCAAAGACUCGUCCUGGUGGAACAAAUUGGCAACGAAUUGGAGGUUUGCUAAAGCAAGUAAGUGUGAGUCCUCGAACGAACAAUGUGUGGGGCGUAAACAGACGUGAUCAGAUCUUCUACAGAAAUGGUGCAAAUCCCCUAAAUCCUGUUGGAAAAUCAUGGCGACAUAUUUCCGGUGGCUUAAAAUACGUAUCUGUUGGAGACUCUGGUGUAUGGGGAGUUAAUAGUCGUAAUCAAAUAUUUUAUCGUAAAGGCACUAGAGGUGGUCACAGCGCUGGUACUGGUUGGCAGCGCAUUACAGGAUCAUUAAAACAAAUACAUUCUGGACACGACAUAGUGUGGGGAGUCAACAAACACGAUCACAUAUUUAUAAGAGAAGCUGUCAGCGCAAAACACCCGACCGGUUUGCGUUGGAGAAGAAUUGGUGGUGGACUGAAGUAUGUAUCAGUGAGCAGCUACGAUGGUAGUGUAUGGGGAGUGAGCAAGUUUGAUCAUAUCUUUUACAGACGGGGUGCCAGACUUGUUAAUGUCGGAUACACGCCUUGGACCCGUAUGUCUAAAUGCAGUCGUACUUGUGGUGGAUACCGAUAUCGAUAUAGAUACUGUGUAAGAUAUUCACCUGGCUGUGGAAGGGCAUUGUGUCUCGGAAAAACUGUGUUAAAGUACCCAUGCAGUAACUCUUGUUAUCCAAAAUGGCCGCAGGAUUUUAAAUGGAGUUAUGCUGGGCCAAUCAAGAAUCGUAAAUGCGUCCAGAUAAUCGAGCCAUCGGAUCCACAUACCUGGAGAGACAAUUUCCUUUGUUGGUUGAAAAGGCGAUACAAUCCUGGGUUUAGAUGGUCAUAUGCAGGACUUAUUCGUGGUAUGAGAUGCACUCAAGUUAUCGAACCUUCAGAUCCUCAUACAUGGCGUGACAACUAUUUUUGCGUGCCAACAAGAUCUCCCUAUCAUUUCAGAUGGUCAUACGCUGGACCAAUUAGAGGAUUGUCUUGUAUAAGGUUUUUGGAACCAUCUGAUCCUCACACGUGGCGCGACAACUAUUUGUGUCAUCGCCGAAUGUAAAAUGUCUGAAGCAUAUCCUGACAAUAUCUUCUUUUCUUGCU